Molecule: messenger RNA, 1447 nt
Organism: Toxotes jaculatrix (banded archerfish)
Lineage: Eukaryota; Metazoa; Chordata; Actinopteri; Toxotidae
Gene: pttg1ipa
Product: PTTG1 interacting protein a
Exons: 7
Coding region: 148-651 (167 amino acids)
Biological process (GO): protein import into nucleus
Cellular component (GO): nucleus; cytoplasm
Source: RefSeq, a predicted model, not a curated record
CGGUAAGUUCACUCCUCCAGUUUCAGCCGUCGGACCCGUGCAGCCAAAACAUUUCCUCCUCUUGCUUUUUCUCCCGGGUUUCACAGAUCUACUCAGACGUAACGUCUUGGAAAUAACAUUUGGAAGAAUCUGCGUCUCAGUAGCUGAAUGAUGGAUUUACGGAUUUUACUCCCUGCUCUCCUGCUUGUCUUCGGUUUGGCGACAGUUUUCGCCCAGUCUCCCGCACCUGGCCAGGCUUGUGAGGAAAAGAAUGGGACAACCUGUGAGGACUGUCUGAAAAAUGUGACGUGCUUGUGGUGUAUCAAAACCAAGUCGUGUAUUACAUAUCCAGUGAGGACCAUCCUUCCACCCCAUGCACUCUGCCCACUGAAUGAUGCACGCUGGGGGCUCUGCUGGAUGAACUUCCAGAUACUGAUAAUCACCUUGGCAGUGAUCGGUGGAGUUAUCAUCAUUGCCUUCCUGGUCUGCUUGUUCUGCUGCUGCAAGUGUGAGAACUUUGGAACCAAAAGGUUUGAGGCCAGGAUGCAGCGACAAGCCAAUAAGAUGAAAACCAAGCAGGAAGAAAGGAAGGCCGAGAUGAAACAGAGACAUGAGGAAAUCAGGAAGAAAUAUGGUCUAAGUGGGCAAAACCCCUACUCCAGGUUUGCGUGAGAGUUUCAGUGAACUGACAUUUUGCACCAUGAACCUCCCGCUCUUACCAGAACUCUGAUGGCUCACAGACAGCAACAGACUGCCUUGUGGUUGUGAGUGAAGACAUGACCUGAAAAUUAAUGUAAAUUAUAAUUAAAGUGACCUUAAAAAGUGACAGUAGUUUUAUAUAGACAGCCUCUAGUGUCAUUCAGCCAGUGAACAGGAAUGUUAUGUUCACUGUAAUGAUCCAUAAGGCUGUAACCAAAGGCUAUAAUAGACCCAUGUAGCAGCAGUGUUCUUCAGUACUAUAGUAGUCUAUCAUAUGAGUUUAACAUAAGUUUAAUUGUACAGUAUGUAAAGAAUCUUGUUUGGUGGCUGAAGAAUUCUUUCCUUUUGCUUCAGAAAGUCUUUUGCAUCUGUAAAUUCCCAGAUCAUUUUUUGUUGCUCUGAGUUGCUGUGGAGUUUGGAGAUAUAUUUAGAAAUUAUAAACUAUUUUGUACUGGGUGUGAUUUUUCUCAUUUCUCGUUUUUGAUUAUUAGGUUCAGAAAUUAUGUUCAUUUUAUGAUGUCAAAAUUAAAACUUGAAAUCUUCCAUCCCCUGAAUUAAUAUAUCAAUCAUGAACUUAAGUUGACUGCGUUGAUCCUGAAGUUAAAUUGAAGUCAGCCUAAUUCUGCUAUUACCUGGAAAUUCCAUAAGGACACAAAGGCCAAAUAAAAGAUUUUGGACUGAUAAUUAAUUGCCCAGUGACACUGAACUGUUGUUGUGUUUAUGUAUUGCUUGCGAUGUGCUUUCAUUAAAAUGACAGCUUUUACCUUCA